Messenger RNA from Thelazia callipaeda (thelaziosis nematode), 855 nucleotides. NCBI's taxonomy places the organism in Eukaryota, Metazoa, Nematoda, Chromadorea, Rhabditida, Thelaziidae. The record is from the annotation of a GenBank genome assembly.
AUGAUGAAUCAACAGUACGAAGUUCUUCUCACGCCACUCUUCAUAUAUAUGCGUGUUCUUGGACUAACUAACUAUACGGAUAAUCCCGUAUUGCGUUAUCCUCUUAUGAUUUACAACAUUGUCAUAAUUAUAAUCAUGAACAGUUACUCUCUUUUAAUAGUAUCUGAAAUAAGAUUUAUUGGGCUUGACGUUGAUUUUGCUUUUGCUACUAUUCAUGCAUGUUAUUUGGCAAGUGGUGGUAUCUGUUCAUUAUUCCUUUUCUGGAUGCAGCGAAGUUUCAAUCGUUUAAGCAAAAUUGUAAUACAACAAGUAGGCGCAUAUGAUCCGGAUUUCCAUCAAGCUGCACGAAUCCACAAAAUGUGUAAAAUGAUGAAAUUAAAUAAUGAUGAAGAAAAGAGCUUGUCGAAUAUUAUUCUGUUUUUGAUUCACCUCUACGUAGCAUUUCUGACGCAAUCAGCGUUAAUGAGUUGGUCAGUAUUUUUCGUACUGCCUUGUAACAUCCUUGCAGCGUGCGUUGAUGCAUUUGCUGAGGAUAUGCAUCGCGAUGGAAUUGAAAAAGAUGAUAAAUGGACCAAUACUGAAGCGGUCGCUCUCGUAAUGCAUUACAAACAUCGUUAUCGUGGUUUGAAAAAAGCAGCCGACGUAAUAGAAGAGCAAUUUAAAUUUGCUAUAGCUUACGUCGAUGCAUUAUGUUUCACAGAACUGUGCUUUAUUCUUUAUACUUAUUUGCAAGACAAAAGCAAAGAUAAAACGUGGAUUGAUAUGGCAUUAUGUGCUUCAUAUGCUGUUAAUUCGGUAUUUCACAUGACACUGUUCACAGCACCUGCCUAUCGCCUCUACGAACGAGUGAGAUAG